This is a messenger RNA of Mytilus californianus (California mussel), 2811 nucleotides long. RefSeq lists its product as uncharacterized. NCBI's taxonomy places the organism in Eukaryota, Metazoa, Mollusca, Bivalvia, Mytilida, Mytilidae. The record is from RefSeq and is a predicted model, not a curated record. Bases 354 to 1874 code for a protein of 506 amino acids. Gene Ontology annotation, cellular component: membrane. The transcript is spliced from 9 exons. Gene Ontology annotation, biological process: regulation of cell differentiation.
UUCAUCUCGUGUAUUUAAUUCGUUCAUUCACUUUUUCUGCGAUCUUAUUUUAACAUUUUAUAGUUUCAUUUUCAUUGGAAAAUGCCUCUACUUAAUCAAACAUUUAACAGUUGUUUUUUCACUCGUUCCGUUGAAAAUGUUUGUUUUUGUCAGUUUUUAUGGACUUUUAAUUCCCCUAGGAGUUCCAAUUCUUUUGUUAAAAGUUUUUCCACGAACACGUGAUCGUAUCUUAUUUAGUGUUUAAGUACUUGUGCCCUUACUUAAUACGCAUUUUAUUUUAAAUGUUCUUCCUAAUAGUUGUUUACAAUUUAUUUUUAACGAUCGUUUGCUACACUUGAAUCUAUACACAAGCCAUGGAGUGUUGUGAUCCAACUCCAAUACGUAUUAAAGAGCCAACAAGUCGAGUAGUGAAGACUGGUUACCUCACUAUUUAUGAGCGAGGAUUUUUUUACAACGGAUGGAAAGAUCGUUAUUUUGAAUUGUAUGCUGACAGCAGUCUUUUAUGGUACCAUGGAAACGACGAUGGGCACCACAAGGGUGGUAUAAGGCUAAAGAUGGUAGCAAAUUUCAUUGCAGUUGGACCAAUGUGCCUCCAUACAGUUGGUUUUCCAAAGCUUCCAAAAGGCAGACAUGUCAUACAUUUAAUGGGUGUUCCUGAUAUCUUCAAAAAGAACACUAAAAGAAGAAAUCUUAAAAUGAACUGGAUGUUAUUCCCAACGUAUGAAGGAGACAUGCAGGCAUGGCUUGAGGCUAUUAAACCAACGCUGCCUUCUCCUCCUUCAAGACCAGAGCAUCCCCACCAUUCAAUCAAUGAACAUCGGGUAACACCAGAGCAUCAUCAACAUUUAAGCAAUGGUAAUCAGGUUAUACCAGAGAAUACUAACCAUAUAAGCAAUGGUAAUCAGGUGAUACCAGAGAAUGCUCACCAUUCAAGCAAUGGUAAUCAGGUUACACCAGAUAAUACUCACCAUAUAAGCAAUUGUAAUCAGGUUACACCCGAGAAUAGUCACCAUAUAAGCAAUGGUAAUCAGGCUACACCAGAGAAUACUCACCAUAUAAGCAAUGGUAAUCAGGUUACACCAGAGAAUACUCACCAUAUAAGCAAUGGUAAUCAGGUUACACCAGAGAAUACUCACCAUAUAAGCAAUGGCAACCAGAUUAAACCACCAGAGAAUGCUCAUGAUUCCAGCAAUAGUGACCAGGUUAACUUAUACCCAUCAGUUAACGUUGUACGAUACCAACCUGAAUGUCAACAUAUAAACGUUAGAGACGAAAGAACCUAUUCGGGCAUAAAAAGUGGUGUUAUCCUGGGAGCAGGAGCGUUAGUUUAUAGUCUUGGUGGUUAUGGGCCAGGUAUGGGAUGGGUUUGGGGAUGGGGAUGGGGACCAAAUCCCUACGGUGGAUUCUGGGGAAGUUGGCGUGACUUUGGUGACUGUGGGAGUGUAAACAUCGAUCGCAUUGUCGGCGAUUUGUGUAAAAAAAACAACAAUUACGGCUAUGAUAUAAAUGAUAUUGGGGAUUUUGAAAGAGGAAACUUUAGUAACGGUGGCGGUGAUAGUUGUGGUGAUAUUUGUGAUGAAGAUGGUUGCCUAAAAUUUGAAUGCUGUGGAUGUGGAGAUGGUUGCUGUGGAGAUCGUUGCUGUAGAGUUUAUUGCUGUGGAGAUGUUUGCUGUAAAGUUGAUUGCUGCUGUGAUAGUUACGGUCGAGAUCAUUGCUGUACAGUUGAUUGCUGUGGAGAUUUUUGCUGUACAGGUGGUGGUGAAGGUACAGGUGGUGAUAAUGGUGCAGAUGGUGGUGCAGAUGGUGGAGCAUGCGGCGGAGAUUGUGGGGGAGGAUGCGGGGGUUGUGGAGGUUGUGGAGGUUGUGGAGGUUAGGAUUUUAAAGUAAGGGGACGACCAUUUAACUUCAAGAGGGGUUAUGUUUUUUUCUUAAAAAAAAAAUAUUCUGAUCCCCAAUUUGAUUGAAAAAAAAUAUUCUGUUCAAAUAGAUGACCAAAAAAAAUAUUGAAUCCAGAUUUUUCCGAUACCUAUAAGUGUUAAAUUUAAAAAAGAAACAACAUUAUUUCUUACUCAGACAAAAACCAUAACCUCCCCCCUUUUUGAAGUUAAAUAGUUUCUAACUCAAAAUCUGUUUUUUAUUACAUGUGAUACAUUUCAAUUGAAAAAAAAAUGGAAUUAAAAUAUCAACUUUAUGUAUUUUAUGUACUUUGUAUAUACUUGCUAAAUAAAUUUUAACAAUGUAUAUUAUGCAGAAUCAAUGUAUUCUUUCCCAUGUAUACUACUGUUCCUAUUGUGUCUGAUCUACUUUUUCUGUUACCAGUUUACUAAUUGAAUAACAUUAUGAAUGAAAAUUGCUAUACGUCAAUAUCAAAGCGAAUGACUUGUUAAAUUUUAGAACGACUGAGAGAUCUAAAAACUCAUGUGAUUUGUGUAACAAUUAAAUACGGGUCCUUUUAAGGGUACAUGUUUGCUAUUUAAAAUAUCUUUUUUUAUUUAUUUGUGAUGGAAUGUUGUGUUAUAUUGUCUUAUUUCUGUAUAUGUAAAUUCCAAAUACUUGUUUUUUAAUUCCAAUGUAAUUGUCCAUGCAUAAUUCACAUAUCUUUUAAAAUUUUUUUAAUUUUUUGUACAAACUGUUUCUUGAUUUUUCAUAUCAUGGGAAAUGUAAGAUACUCUAUACACAAUUUUAAUGUGCAAUUGUCUUCCAAACCUCCUAAAAGUCAUGUGUUACUUGUUAAAAUAGUUACAAAUUUCCGAUUAUUAUUCUUUUUUCAUUGUUAUUAUGAUCAUGAAAUUAAAAUGGUAAACCAGUAUA